GUCCAUGCCCGGUCCGAGUCAUAUCAUGAGAUGCAUCGCAUUCAACCCCUCCGUCGACGAAUGCCUACCCUCCCCCGCGCCGCCGCUACCCACCUCCCAUGGCUCCCUCCCCCUCCCCGAUCCAGCUGCCUCCCUCGACCGUCGGGAUGCUCCGCCAAGUCACCGCCCUCCCUCUCCAACGCCGCUGUACUCCGGUCCGUCAAGUCCCCUUCUGCUACCCCUCGCCAAGUCGUCGCAGUCUAUUCUGCCGCCUCCCGGCAGCUCGGAUUCCACCACGACCUUCCCACUUAUAAGGCCCUCCUUUCUUUCCUCGCCUCCAAACGCCGAUUCCGAGCCAUCGAGCUCCUCCUCGCCCGCAUGCCCCACGACGGCCUCCUCCCUGGCCCUGCGCUCCUCCUCCCCCUCGUCCGCUCCUUCUCCGCUGCUGGCCGCGGCCUCGACGCACUGCUCCGUACCUGCCCCUCUCCGCUCAGCGAACGGCUUCUGUCCUCUCUCAUCCACUCCCUCGCCCUCACCGGUGACCACAACAUCGCUCGAUCCGUCCUCGCCGCCGCCGCCGGUCUCGGCCAGCCACUUCACGCGAGGCAUUACUCCGGCCUCGUCAGAGCCCUCUACGACCGCGACGGAGUCAGAUCGGCGACCGAGUUCCUCGAUCUCCUGGCCGCAAAAGGCUGCUUCCCCGACGAGUUUUUCUACAGAUCGCUGAUCCGCGACAUCUGCCUCCGUGGCGGCAACUCAAUCACCGCCGCCUUUGAGGUGGUGGAACAGAUGAGGCGAAGCGGACGGGAACCCGAUGUGGUGGUUUGGAACACACUGGUUCAGGGCUGUGCGAGGCAGGGACAGAUGAGCAAGGCCGAGCAGGUGAUGGCGGAGAUGGAGCGGAAGAGUGGCGCCGCCAUCGCAGAUGCAUGGACCUACAAUGCCCUAAUUUCAGGGAUUCCUGACCGUCUGAUGAGCCAAGAUGGGAUCUUGGCCUUCCGUCGGAUGGUGGAGAGGGGGGUGUCACCGGAUGUAGUGACGUUCUCUGCACUGAUUGGUGGACUGGGCCGGGCAGGGAGGGUGUGGGAGUGCAAUGCAAUGUUGGGGAAGAUGGUCAGGUUGGGAAUUCCACCGGAUGUUGCCUGUUACAAGGUUCUGGUGGGCGUGUACAGAAUAAAUAACAUGCCAGAUGAUGCCUCUGCCAUUGCCGAAGCAAUGAAAUAUGAUCUCCUUGAUUCUGAAGGGGUUACCCUCACAAAUUGAGCAAGGGCUCUAUCCCAAACAUUUACAACAUCUUGCCAAUCAGAUUCUACUAUCAGCUUACUAAUUCUAAGUGGCCAGGAUUUUUCCAAUGUUUCCCUGAUAACCUAUUAUUGGAUUGGGUUGGUUGGUACAGUGUAAGAAGCCUCCAAAGCAUAUGCGUUCUUGGUUUCUGAAUAAGCCCCCCACACCUGCACAUCCAAAUGGUGGCACUGGCACCGUAGAUGCUUCACUCUUCAAUUUUAGUGUACCUCUAAGUGGUUUAUUUCUUUGAGGCUGUACUGAUGGCUCACUUGCCAAGACUGAAGAUUCAUCCAUAAGCAGGCUUAUCGUCUUUAACUAUGCAGCUAGAAUGCUAGCCAUGUAAGAGUCUUACUCUCGUUAGGAAUUUUAAUUGAACUAGGAAGUUUAGUGAUAAGAGGAAUCCUACUAGCUAUGAAUAUCACAUGAACCCAUCACCGAGUGAUUGGAAUUCAUUUCAAUCUUCACCCCUUUAGGUUUUUACCAUUGCAGUAGUUUAGAAUCUUUUAAAAACUAUAAAUAAAUGCCGACAUUAGCAAUGCAUCAUGGUUACUCAAAGAGUGAAAAUAUUAGUGAUUUGACAAUAAACUUUCAGUGAACAAUUAUCAUAUAAUUCAUUCCUUUUAUCACUCAA
This is a messenger RNA of Zingiber officinale, 1894 nucleotides long. RefSeq names its product pentatricopeptide repeat-containing protein At1g62680, mitochondrial-like. Lineage: Eukaryota; Viridiplantae; Streptophyta; Magnoliopsida; Zingiberales; Zingiberaceae. Gene Ontology annotation, molecular function: protein binding. The record is from RefSeq and is a predicted model, not a curated record. The transcript is spliced from 2 exons. The coding region runs from base 31 to 1242 and encodes 403 amino acids.